This is a messenger RNA of Herpailurus yagouaroundi (jaguarundi), 3837 nucleotides long. RefSeq names its product synaptotagmin like 5 (gene SYTL5). Lineage: Eukaryota; Metazoa; Chordata; Mammalia; Carnivora; Felidae. The transcript is spliced from 19 exons. Gene Ontology annotation, biological process: intracellular protein transport; exocytosis. Gene Ontology annotation, molecular function: phospholipid binding; neurexin family protein binding; small GTPase binding. The record is from RefSeq and is a predicted model, not a curated record. Bases 258 to 2522 code for a protein of 754 amino acids. Gene Ontology annotation, cellular component: plasma membrane; exocytic vesicle.
CAGCUCUUUGCUGCAUUUGGCAGACAUGGCAUUACCAAUCAGAUGGCUAAGAAUAGUCAUCUGAUUCCUGCUUUGUAGCAUUCUGAAGGAUUGACCUUCUUGGAAUGUAAUCCCAGUGGCGUCUCUUUUCUGUGUAGCCCACUCUGCCAUCAAACAGCCGAGUGACUCCGGGUUGAUCAGGGGCGCCUCAAGAAUUGCGGAUAUCACUUCACCUGGAAGAUUCACCCACUGCUACUCAGAGCGGUUUCUGAAAUACCAUGUCUAAGAACUCGGAGUUUAUCAAUCUGUCAUUUUUGUUAGAUCAUGAGAAGGAAAUGAUCCUGGGAGUCCUAAAGAGAGAUGAAUAUUUGAAAAAAGUGGAGGACAAGAGAAUAAGGAAGCUGAAAAAUGAACUCUUAGAAGCAAAACGUAGAAGUGGGAAGACUCAACAAGAAACCAGCAGAGUCUGUGUCUACUGUCAGAGAAACCUGGGCUUAAUAUUCGACCGAGGAGACCCGUGCCGGGCCUGCUCACUGAGAGUGUGCAGCGAAUGCCGGGUCUCGGGCCUUGACGGCAGCUGGCAAUGCACCAUCUGUGCCAAAGUCGCGCAGCUAAGGAUUGUAACCGGUGAAUGGUUUUUUGAAGAAAAGGCAAAGCGUUUCAAGCAAGUCAAUCUUCUGGGCACUGAUAUAGUCCGACAGUCCAUCUUAAGAAGAAGCCCAGGAACUGAAGAAAUACAAAGUCAAGAGCAACCCCACCAGGAUGCAGAAAAGGCAGACACUUCACCUUCUGCCAGGCAAAAGGCCAGUCAUGAUGGACCCAGGAAAAAGGGAUUUCUUCUUAGCAAGUUCAGAUCAGCAACCAGGGGAGAAAUCAUAACUCCAAAAACUGAAAGUGGGCGGAGCUACAGCUUGGACUUAGACGGCCAAAACUUUCGGAGUUUAAAGUCCAUCCCUGGUUCAGACAGGAGAAGCACUGGUUCAUCAGACCUUUAUGACCAGGAAGCUGGCCCGGCAACUCGGAAGAGCAGCCGGAGCAGUGGAGUGACCCCUGUCACGCAGAGGUCACCGGCUCCAAGCACACGCAGCGUGACCUCAGCCAGCAGUAGAGAACAUGGUUUCGAAAAUUCCAUGGAUUUGGCUGCCCUUGAAAGCACAUCUGACGACCUCGCAAAGAGUCGUCGCAGAAACACUUCUGGCACACCGUCCAUAGCAGUGUCUGAGGUCUCCCUCUCCUCAGACCGGAGUCAAUCUGAAUUAGAUUUGAGUGGGUCAUUUCCAGAAGAUUUAGAGAAUACUGUAAACAUAAGAAGCAAGUCUGUCCCUGGGGCUUUAGACAAAGACUUGGACUCCUUGGAAGAGACUGGGGAAGGCAUUAAUGACUUAGUGUCCUCACGGUUUUCGGCAAACACCCACAGUCUAGCAAGUGGCCUGUCAACUAGUUCUCCAGCAGGCUCUGACAGGAAGUGGACCUACCUGAACGUCCCUGAUGCUGACUCAGACACUACCAGCCUUAACAGCAUGAUGAGUGUUUACAGCGAAACAGGAGACUAUGGCAACGUGAAGGUCAGUGGUGAAAUCCUUCUUCACAUCAGCUACUGCUACAAAACUGGCGGGCUCUACAUUUUUGUCAAGAAUUGCAGAAAUCUGGCCAUAGGAGAUGAAAAGAAACAGAGGACAGAUGCUUAUGUCAAGUCGUACCUUCUCCCUGACAAGUCCAGAAACAAUAAACGCAAGACCAAGAUCAGAACAGGCACCAAUCCAGAAUUCAACGAGACAUUAAAGUACACCAUCAGCCAUACCCAGCUGGAAACAAGAACUCUGCAGCUCUCAGUCUGGCAUUAUGAUCGAUUUGGACGUAACAGCUUCCUUGGGGAGGUGGAGAUUCCUUUUGACUCAUGGAAUUUUGAAAAUCCAAGUGAUGAGUGGUUUGUGCUUCAGCCCAAGGUGGAAUUUGCUCCUGACAUAGGCCUUCACUAUAAAGGAGAGCUGACAGUUGUCUUACGUUACAUUCCCCCAGAGGAGAACCUGGUGCUUCCUCUAGAACAAGUUCAAGGAAAGAAGAGCUUCAAAAGGGGAAAGAAGAAGGAGUCACCUGUAAUAUUUGGAGGAAUACUGGAAGUGUUCAUCAAAGAGGCAAAGAAUUUGACCGCAGUGAAGUCGGGAGGCACUUGCGAUAGCUUUGUGAAGGGCUACCUGCUCCCUGAUGAUAGCAAAGCCACCAAGCACAAAACUCUGGUAAUAAAAAAGAGUGUUAACCCUCAGUGGAACCAUACUUUCAUGUUCAGUGGCCUGCAUCCCCAGGACAUAAGGAAUGUUUGCCUCGAACUUACUGUCUGGGACAAGGAGGCCUUUUCCAGCAACAUCUUUCUGGGAGGAGUUCGUUUGAAUUCUGGAACUGGUAUGAGCCAUGGGAAGAACGUGGAUUGGAUGGACUCUCAGGGGGAAGAGCAACGCCUUUGGCAGAAGAUGGCCGACAAUCCCGGGACUCCCGUGGAGGGUGUACUCAUGCUCCGUUCCAGCAUGGGGAAGUGUAGACUCUGAAGGUAUGCAGAAGUCCAUCAGAAACCUGCAAUGUUGUUCUCAGAGAGAAAAGGUAAAUUGAUCUUCAUGUCAUUCUUUUUACUAAGUAUUGUGUAGAAGUACAAAUAUUUUAAAAUCUAGAUUACAUAUGUGAAUGGCACACAAUUCAAAUAGUUCAAAAUUGUGAAAAGUCCGUCUGCCUUCCUCCUCUUCCAUAGCAGAAAUGAUUGAUAGUCUCAUUCUUUCUUAUGCAUAUAGGGUAUUACAUUAUAGGGAUAUAGCAAAUUUAUUUAACCAUUCCUAUCAAAUGCCAUGUUAAAUAUGGUUAACUAAGCUAUCUAUGUUUGGUGGCUUUUCUGAAUAACCUUUUCUUUCAAACAUCAACACUUCGAAAUUCAAAAUGAGAUUUUUGGGUAUUUCCAAUUUGGGGUAUUUGUCCUACAGAGAUAGAUACAGGUGUGAGAAAUGAGUACAUACAAAAGUAUUUAUUGCAAAAGAUAGAAAAUAACCCAGUAGCCCCUCAGUAGAGGCCUUCUGCAAUAUCAUAUAUGCCUAGUUUUUCUGUGUCAUUAGUUGCUCCCUCUCCUUCUCUGUUAAAGGUUGUUAAAUGAUAAGCAUCGGAUUCUUCAGUGCUUGUUGUUUCUUAUCACUUCAUACACCAUCUCUGGCAUUAUCAUGUAUGCUGCCCUCGUAGUUUUAUAUGCUUAUAACUUCAAACUCACAUCUCCAACCCAGACCCUUCCUCUCAGCCUUAGACUCAGACCCACCUACCUAUAUGACCUAUCCACCAGCAUAGCUCAUGUUUUCAACAUAGUCAAAAUGGAACCCUUUAUUCCACCUUCCCCUUGUACCCAAUUCUUCCUAUUCUAGUAUAUCCUGUCUCAGUGCCUUGUACUGUCAUCUACCCAGUUGAGCCAGUUCAGCUGGACAGUUCAGCCCAGUCUGUCUCAGCACAGAUAAAAGCACAGAGAGUGCUCUCCAGCCCAGCUCUCCAUAUCACCUUCUCAGAAGAUACCAUGACCUUGCAGGAGUGUCCUUGUCAGGACAUCUCAGCCCUCAGCAUUCCCUCACUUGAAUCAUACAAGUUGUAAAGGGAUAUGGGCAAGCUUUAAAGCCUGACUUUAUCCAUUCAGAUUGUCAACAGUACUUUCAGGACAUCUGGAAGAUAAUUUAUCAGCUCUCAUUUCACUUACAUUGUCACUAUAACUGAAUCAUCAUGUUGUAGAUCUUCCAGGACACAAAAAUGCCAAACACAAAGAUAUUUUGAUGUAACUUCAUAAUCCUAGUCUCCUUUUCCUUAAUAAACCCACACAAAUAUAUGACCAUUGAUCUUUAA